CUACACCGCGAACGUUUUUCGCGCUCGAAUCAGUUGUUAAAUUUCGGGUGUCGAAGCAAGACAUCUUCUCAGCAUGACUUUGUUGUGGACCAUAGGUCUGGCGUUCGCCAUUUACUGUCUGCUGACCUACGUAUUCAGCUACUGGGAACGCCGUGGAGUGACUCAGCUGACCCCUUCCUGGUUGUUUGGGAAUGUUAAAAAUGUUUUCUUUCUGAAAGCAUCUAUCGGAGAGAUAUACUGCAAGCUGUACGAAGAAUCUACCAAACUACCGUUUGUCGGAGUGUACGUAGCUUUUCGACCGUUUUUGCUAGUGAAUGAUCCUGCGCUCAUGAAAAAUGUGUUGAUACGUGAUUUUCACCACUUUACUGAUCGUGGAUUGAGGGUGGAUGAACGGAAUGAUCCGAUUAGUGGGAAUUUGUUCAUGGUGCCAAACCCGAAGUGGAGGAAUCUACGGGUUAAUCUGACCCCAGCGUUCACUUCCGGUAAACUGAAAGCUAUGUUUCCGAUUAUUCUCGACAUUGGAGAUAGGCUGUUGGAUCACAUCGAUCAACAUUCGACCGAGGAAAUAGAUGCGCGAGAUUUGUUGGCACGAUUUACAACUGAUAUCAUUGCUUCCGUUGGGUUUGGAGUGGAAAUCGAUUCGAUCAACAAUACGACCUUUUUCCGGCAGAUUGGAGUGAAGAUCUUCGAACCGACCUUUCGAGGUGGGUUGCGAUGGCUUGGGAUGAUUCUAUUGCCAGUUAUGAACAGCGUUUUGGGAUUGAAAGUAGUCGAUCAGGAUGUUGAAGACUUCCUCAUCGAUUUGGUACGCAAGACGAUCGAGUAUCGUGAGUCGAGUGGGGUAGUUCGCAAGGAUAUCAUGCAAUUGAUGCUGCAGCUGCGAAAUUCGGGAUCCGUAUCGGCAGAAGAUCAGUGGGAUAUCCAGGUUUCGAAGGCAGCUAAGCAGCUAUCGAUAGAAGAGCUAGCAGCCCAAGCUUUCGUGUUCUUCGUCGCUGGGUAUGAUACUUCUUCCACCACAAUGUCGUACUGUCUGUUCGAGCUGGCUCGGAACCCUGAAAUGCAGAAAAAAGUUCAAAGAGAAAUCAAACAGUGCACAGUUCCCUGCCUAGGAAAACUGACUUACGAAAAUCUCCAUGAGAUUAAAUAUUUAGAGUGUUGUAUUCUGGAAACUCUUCGGAAAUAUCCUGCGUUACCCUAUCUAAACCGGGAAUGUACUAAGGAUUACCAAAUUCCUGGAACCCAGGUUGAAAUCACCAAAGGCACCCCAUUAGUUCUACCGAUUCUGGGAGUCCAUCGGGAUCCAAAAUAUUUUCCGGAACCGCUUCGAUUCGAUCCGGAUCGCUUUGCAUCGUACGACAAAAACGACAGCACCAAACCGUUCUUUCCGUUCGGAGCAGGUCCCCGGAACUGCAUCGGGAUGCGGCUGGGAAUGAUUCAAACCAAACUCGGACUGGCCAUGUGCUUGCAAAAUUACACAGUUUCCUUAGCCCGUCCGGAGCAGCGUCAAGGGGAGCUUCCGAUCAGUGCCACCACACCUCUGAUGGCACCAAAAGAUGGAAUCUACGUGCGGGUUCAGCGGCAUCAUCAGUGAAUAAUAAAAGUGCUUCAAGUUAAACGCCUAAAGUUAGACUAGCAACGACAUCGUGAGAUCUCAGGAUCUGUUAAAUUUGAAACAAAAACAAACGUAUCAUAAAGAGUGUUUUCGUAAAUAUUGUUAAUCAUUUUGAUUGUCAGCCGAACAUAAUUCUACUCUGUACUUAGUCAUCUUAAGUCCCAUUGCGCUUUUCAUAGACUCCUUUAUUCCACAGAUGUAUAUAAAGCUUAAGCACAUUUCGAUAGAAAGUUUC
Molecule: messenger RNA, 1847 nt
Organism: Uranotaenia lowii
Lineage: Eukaryota; Metazoa; Arthropoda; Insecta; Diptera; Culicidae
Product: probable cytochrome P450 6d5
Exons: 1
Coding region: 74-1591 (505 amino acids)
Molecular function (GO): iron ion binding; heme binding; monooxygenase activity
Source: RefSeq, a predicted model, not a curated record